AUGGACGGCCACCUAAAGGUAACUAUCGUGGGAGCAGGGCUUGCAGGUUUACUAGCAGCUCGUGUUCUGAGGGAGAAGCACGCCGUCACCCUCGUGGAGAAAUUCGAGGGCGGCCACGAGGUGGGAGCUGCUAUAAACCUAGGCCCGAAUGGAGUCAAAAUAGCUCAAGAGCUGGGCUUUGACAAGGCCCGAUGUCGUUCAAUUGCUUGCGGCAUGGCCAGGACGAUGGAUCGAGACGGGAACGUUCUCAUGGAAGAGAGUAUGGGCUUUCUUCGCGAGCAGUAUGGUGCAGAGUGGCUGUUUCAGCACCGCGGGGACCUUUGGAACGAAUUCCUUAGGCUUGCAACAUGUCCUUCAGAGACGCUCAAGAUUCAAGGACGGCCUGCUCAAAUGCUCUGGGGAACAAGAGUCACUGGCGUUGACGUUCAGACGGGGGACGUGUUCCUUGAUAACGGGGGGAAGCUGGAGUCUGACCUUGUGAUAGGAGCAGAUGGAAUCAAAUCCAUUCUGAGACCGCUGGUUGUCGCGGAGGAAGACUUUCGUACCGCUCGUCCGUCAGGCUCGUCUGCAUUCCGAUUCACCAUUUCAAGGGACGCUCUCGAGAAACAUGGUCUAGAAUUACGAGUGAUGGACUCGACCCGCGAAGCAAGCUUGGAUAUCUAUCUCAGCGCAGACGGAACGAAUCGAUCGGUCAUCAUGUACCCCUGCCGCGACUUCCAGACCCUGAAUGUCGGCUGUAUCACCCCGGACGAGAUUCUGCAAUCCCCCACCACCGAGUCAUGGUCUGCAGAAGGAUCUCACGAAGAUCUGCUCAGAUGCUUCAACUGUUUCUCGCCGGCCAUUCUCGAUGUACUCAGGAACGCAGAGGAUAUCAAAGUGUGGCAACUCCGCGACCAGGACCCCCUACCCACUUACAUUAAAGGCCGCGUUGCCAUCAUCGGAGACGCUGCCCACGCGAUGACGCCGCAUCAGGGCCAGGGCUGCAACCAAGCUAUUGAAGACGCUGAAGGAUUCCGGAUUCUGUGCACGCCCGGUAUCAGCCGUGCCCUCGUGCCCGAGCUGCUCAAGGACUUUGAUCGCGUGCGACGUCCUCGUGCCUCGAGGAUCCAAACUAUAACACGUCAGGCGCACAAGAAGCCAUCGCCUGAGGAAAUCUGGAGACAUAGACACUACUGCUAUGCGUAUCCGGGUAUUGUGGAGUGUCUGCACCAGCUGGACCAUGGGGAGCCGAAGUCGCAUGCCCCAAAUGGAAUAUAA
Aspergillus versicolor CBS 583.65 is the source of this 1257-nucleotide messenger RNA. RefSeq lists its product as uncharacterized. Bases 1 to 1257 code for a protein of 418 amino acids. Gene Ontology annotation, molecular function: monooxygenase activity; FAD binding. The record is from RefSeq and is a predicted model, not a curated record. The transcript is spliced from 3 exons. NCBI's taxonomy places the organism in Eukaryota, Fungi, Ascomycota, Eurotiomycetes, Eurotiales, Aspergillaceae.